AUGUUGUUAGAUGUUAGUGUAGCAAUAAACUCAUCCAGCCAAAAACAACGUUUUAAAGUUAAACUUGAUGAAUCAAGCCAACAAAAGAGUAUUCAGGACAAACCUGCAGAAUUAUCUGGUGACAUGAAAAAGUUGAACAUUGAAGAGAAAGGAUAUCAAAAGGACACAGUCAGUAGAGCAAGCGAUAAAGAAUCGUCAAGUGAUGAAGAAAUUACACAUGAGAGCUUGAAUACAGAAUCUGAAUCACGUAAAGGGAAUGAAGCUGCUGCCUUUCUGGAAAAAGAAAGAAUGAUUGAAGACCAACAAAAUAUUCCUAAAGAAUCAGAAAUAUCAGGAAUUUUACGAGUCUCCAAAGAUGCAUCGGAUGAUCCAGAGAAAAAAAUUACUAUGAUAGACUUUGCGGGACAGUGUUCAUAUUAUUCCUCACAUCAGAUUUUUUUGAGUCCAAGGGCAUUCUUCAUCCUAGUGCUUAAUAUGAAGAAGAAAUUACUUGAAAAGGUUGGAAAAGAAGUUUGUAGCCAGAAAGGUUCAAUUUACGAAGGGUGGACAUAUAAAGACUAUCUAACAUUCUGGACCAAGUCCAUUCAUCAAUACAGCAGUGAAAAGGCUCCUGUUAUACUGGUGGGCACUCAUGCUGAAAAAAAGACAAAGGAGGAAAAAGAAAAGUUUUUCCGUGAGAUAUGGACGAGCUUGGAAACAAAGGAUGGGUCUCUGCAAAAACAUAUUGACAGGAAAAGGAUGUUUGCUGUUGGAUUCCAUGAGAAUAAAUGCAUUGAAAAAAUUAAGCUGUCAGUUGUUGAUGUUGUCAAAAACCUUGAUCACUGGGGUGAAAAACUUCCGCACUCCUGGACUAUGUUUGAAAACUUCUUCCAGGAAAAGAAAAACCUUAAAAUCAUCAGCAAAGAGACACUUUUGGCUUUCAAUGAUGCAUUGCCAAUAGAAUUAAAGUUGGGAACACAAGAAGGUAUUAACACCAUGCUGCAGUUUUUCCAUGACAUCAGAGAAAUUUUACACUUUGACCAAGAAUCCCUCAGAGAAAUCAUAAUUCUUGAUGUUCAAUGGUUUGCAGAUGCAUUCAAAAAUAUAAUUACAGAUAAAAACCAUGCAGCAGAGGAUUUAUUUAAGCUUGCCUCACAAUGGGAUAAAUUUAAUGAAACUGGAGAACUGAGUGACGCACUGCUGUCUGCGAUAUGGGAAAUGAACAACAAUGGGUACCUUGAUCACAAAGAUAAUAUCAUGUGCUACAUGGAAAAGCUUGGUCUCUCGGCUAAAAUGGAUGAAAACAAAUGGUAUGUCCCCUGUAUGAACAAGAAACCAUUUCCUGCGGAAUGCUUUUCAUCCUACCCUGCCUCAUCCAUCCUCUGCUACGUGUUUGAUGCUCUUCCUGCUGGAAUUUUCCAGCGCCUGAUAGCUAUUUGCAUCCAAAUACCAUGGAAACUUAAUUCAAGUCGUGAUGAACUAUGCAUUUACCAGACAGUAGCUGUGUUUCGUUUUGAGAAUCAUAACAUUCUGAUUGGUAUGACACCAACAGAAAUUCAUUCACAAGUGUUUGUAAUUGAAGGAGAAGUCGAUAAAUCUAUAUGUCAACAAAUAAAGCACAAGAUAGACAAUAUACUGAACAUUCUCUCAGAAACAUUUCAUGCAGACUCUAAAUUUGCUCACGCUUUCAAAUGCAAAGCUACGGGAUUCUGUGAUAACAAUGAAAGUUCUGUGAUCCCACAAUCAGAAUUUAUAAAACUUAAUUUUCAGUGCCCUGCCUGUCCAAUUGGGAGAAUGCAUAACAUCAACUCAAAGGAUAUCACGAAAUUUUGGAUCCAGGUACAUGACGAUGAAGCUGAGCUUUCGGAAGGUAAAAGUAUAGAUGAAAGUUCACAGUCAGGGAGUUCUGGACCAAGUGAUUCACAUCCUAAAGAUAAUUUUGACAAGAUAUUUAAGUUGAUACAAGUUGGAACUGAUGCAAUUAGAAUCUGCUUUGAUAAAUUCUUCCCAAAAGAGGAUUUAGAAAAGACUCUGAAAGAAAACGAAACAGACAUAAGAAGAGGACAGUUCCGAUUCCAACCACCUCAACUAGAGAUUCUCUUCCCAAAGCAAGGAGGAUCCAACACUAGUGUAUCAUCUUUAUCUAUGGACGUUACCAUUAUGUAUAAAUUGUUGAGGAAUUUCUCGGACAUUGCUCCCCCAGGAAAUGGAUGGGGAAAAGAACCUAGAAUAGUGGACAUCACAGAGAGUGACGACAUAGAAAGAAUCCGUUUAUAUAGAAAUAAAUACAGCCAUGAUCCAGGGAGUAGCCCCGUAAUGAGUGAUGAUGUUUUUAACAUAAUCUGGGCUGAUCUUUCUAAGGCCAUUCUAAGACUCAGUGGUGAUGUUUUAAAGAGAAGGAUAAGUGAAAUAUAACUGAAUGGAUAUUAAAAUUUACAAUAUAAACGUGACAACAACAAAUAUUUCUAUGAGAAAAAACAGUGUCUUUAUGGUGAUAUUUAGUCACAUUUAUUGUAAAAAUUGUGCAAUAUUUUAUAGUGUUGA
Molecule: messenger RNA, 2523 nt
Organism: Saccostrea cuccullata (small rock oyster)
Lineage: Eukaryota; Metazoa; Mollusca; Bivalvia; Ostreida; Ostreidae
Exons: 8
Coding region: 1-2394 (797 amino acids)
Source: RefSeq, a predicted model, not a curated record